AUGACGGAUGGGGCUGGGGAGGCAUGGCGGUCCUAUGAUCACGUGAAGCGCGUGGUGGGGACCACUGAUAAGCACUUCCGUGCUUAUGCCAAAACCACUACCCAGCCGCAGCAGGCCUCAAGGCCGUCUUCUAGCACUGCGGGUCCGAGUGGAAGGCAGCAGGGAACGCCUUGGAAGGGCGGGAACCACAAGAGGCCCUUCCAGCAGGGACAGCAGGCUGACCACAAGGCCAAGAAGGUCAAUGAGGGUGGACCAAGCAAUGUCCAGAGCUGCUUCAAGUGCGGCAAGCCUGGACACAAGGGCUAUGAGUGCCGCCACCGCAAGUCGGUGAAGUACUCUGGCAAGGCUAAGACGGACAACAAGCGCAAUGACGGCAGUGGUCCCUCGGGCAGCCAGCGGGAUUUUGCAAAGCCCAACUAG
Molecule: messenger RNA, 420 nt
Organism: Closterium sp. Yama58-4
Lineage: Eukaryota; Viridiplantae; Streptophyta; Zygnematophyceae; Desmidiales; Closteriaceae
Source: the annotation of a GenBank genome assembly